AUGAAGUCCUUCGCUGCCCUUUGCUGCCUCCUCGCAGUCGCCACUGCGCAGGAGAUCCAAUCCAAACCCUUCAACCUGGUUCUUUCAUCCGCCGACAAGGAUCUCAAUGGCCAGAAACUCUCGGCCUGCCACUCCGGUGCUGCCAUUGAAUCACUCUGUCUGACCGGAGAGUCCGGCUCCCAAUUCUUCCUGAACACCACCAAGGGUGCCCAGUCCCCAAUCGAGGGACUGGAGCCUUCUGGCACUCUGAUCUGGAAGCUGCCCGUCGGGAAUCUUCCAGAGCCUGUGCCUGAACCCAUGAGCUUCUACGUCGAUCCGUCCACUAAUGUCGCCAUGCCUAUGUUUCAGCCCGGCUAUGACCAGCAACAGAUCAUGUUCGACGAGAAGAGCCAGAUGGGUAUCUACAGCUAUCUUGAUGAUACCGUCAGCCCGCCUGCGAGUCAGAAUGCCACCGUUCUGAAGAACUGGUAUGUCUGCCAGACGUACUACACUGGUUAUACCUAUGAGACCCUCGCUUGGGCUCUGGGUAACGAGUCGGCCAAACCCCAGAACCCAAGCUGUGUCAAGGUCCAGGUUCAACGCAAGAAUCUCUAG
Aspergillus versicolor CBS 583.65 is the source of this 594-nucleotide messenger RNA. RefSeq lists its product as uncharacterized. The record is from RefSeq and is a predicted model, not a curated record. Lineage: Eukaryota; Fungi; Ascomycota; Eurotiomycetes; Eurotiales; Aspergillaceae. The transcript is spliced from 2 exons. The coding region runs from base 1 to 594 and encodes 197 amino acids.